AUGACGACGACGACGCUUUCGCCGACGACGACGAUUAAAUCGUCGCGCUGCUCUGAAAGAGGAAGAACAACGCGAGGACAAAAGUCGCUCUUUUCGUCGAAAGCAUCGUCAAAGCCUUGUUGGUCUUCAUCGUCAUCGUCCAAACAGUGUUCUCUUUGUAACAGAAACGUACUGAGGGGCGUUUUUCAUCACCAUUUUCCUCGGGGGAGAAAGACGAGGCGCGAGACCAACGCGUACGCGUUUCUGAACCGUCUUCGUCCUCCAAAUCCUCGACGAAGAGAAGAACACCAACAACAGGGAGGAAAAGUGGCAAAAGGAGAGGUUUCGUGUACGGAACGAGGGAACGCGACGGUACAAAACGCGGCGAAGACAUUCGCAAAAAGCGAAAACGAAAAACUCGCGUUAUUGUUUGUAUUCGUUAUUCAAGCGGUAUAUAUCGUCGUCAAAACGACCAAACGCAUGAAGAAAGCGAUCCCGGUGUUUAUGAAGGACCGGUGGCGUAAACUGCGAGAGGUGUUCGAGUACGCGAAGGAGAAUUUUUACGCGUUUGAUACACCGAAAAUCACGAGAACUGCGAAAAACGAUCCUCAGUUUCGGAGUUUGUUGAAAGAUUACGCAAAGUUGAUUCACGAUUUAUACGACGUACCUAUUGUGCCGGAGUGUAUAGAGACGAGGGUAUACGCGCAAGCGUUGGAGCAAGGAUUGGAAGGCGCGUUUGAGACUUUGGACGAUAUCGUCUUGAGCGGAGACGCGAGGGUGUUGGGACAUCCGUUGGUCGUGCAGAGAAGAUUCGUUGGGGAAGAUUCGGAGAGGCUAAAGACGUACGGGGCGUUAGAAGGGAGCAAAGAGGACGAGUUGGAGAAGUUUGUCGCGGAAGUGGUGGAGAAUACUAACAACAACAACGGCGAAAAUAGCAGCGCGACGUCGAAACUGUUGCAAAAGAUGGAGAAGAAAAUGUCAAAGAAAAUUUUAUCCAUCGCGGCGAGAACCGGUACGCUGUUCCUCGAAUCCGGCGUACAAAGCUUCUCCGCGCGAAUUUUUGACGCGGAAUUUUAUUUCGAUGUCCGCGAACAGGUGAAAGAGGAAGGAGACGACACCUCGCUCCGCGAACGCCGCGAGGCGCUGAGAAGAAGCCGAGCGAUUCAAAUCGCCAAAACCGCCUCGGACGAACGUUUAGGUAAAGUCAUCGAAGAACUCCAAAUUCCACCGAUUGGUAUACUUUUCCCGGAGCUAGAAAGAGAUGUGGGUAGGUUAGUCAUUGCGAUGGCGUGCGAAGCCAUCGACUCCGAAGUCUCUCUCCCAAACGUCGAUUACGCGGUGAAGUUCAAUCUUCGCGUGAAGGAUCAGAAAGAAUACGACGAAGACGAAAGGAAGAGGAACAAACAAAAAACGAUAUCAUCGUCGUCGUCGGACGAUGCAGACGAGCUUGCGCAAGCCUUGGCGGACGAUUUCAUGACGCGACGUAAAGCCGUGGCGCCAAUGUUUAUCACCCCGGAACUGGAAAGGAAAACCUACGUGGACAUUAUUAAAGGCAUUUUAGGAGAAAUCGGCUUGAAUGCGCCGAGCGUGAUUGCGGAAUUUUUAGGCAUGGACGUUACGAUACAAGUCAUACGAAAGAAGAACGACGAUAAGAAAUUGAAAUUAAGGAAAGAAGAAUAUACAAACGACGUCGUAGGAAUAACUUCGAUGAAUUCUGAUAGCACUAACGAUGCUUUCACUUUUCUUCGUGAACGGUUUAACAUGACUCCUAUCGUCGCGAAGGGCAAGGAGAAUGGAGAGACAAGGACCACAUCGUUAUCGUCGUCAUCAUCAUCAUCAACAUCAACAACAACAACGAGUAAUAGAAACGCUAUAAACCGAGCAAGUGUGGAAGCCUUUAUCGAUUGGCUCCUCGCAGAUGCCGCGUAUAACGUUCAAGCCAUUCCAGACGACGUCGAGCGCGCUUUAUACGCCAACUGUUUCGAGCUCUUCUUGGACGCGUUCUUGGAGACAACACAGAAAGUUGAGUUUAGUAUUUUAAGCCGCACGGUAAAGAUUCGAACGCGUGUGGCGAAAGAUGCGCCGCGCGAUUACACAAAAAUACGUCGAUUUCGUCCCGAUUGGCAAGCUUUAGAUUCCAUAACUGAGGAAAUUAAAAUCGAACCGGAAGCGUUGAAGAAAAUCACCAGUAACGUCCACGCGUUUGCGUUGGCAUUUCUUUCGCAAAUUCUCGAAGACGCGUCGGCGGUAAUUUGUGGUCACGAAAUUCGACUUGCUUUGACAACUCCGACGGUUUUACGUAAAUCGUACGACUUCGACGACGUUGAUGUGUCGUUUGAUGGUACGGCGCGAAUGAGCGUGGACUAUAACCCGUUAAAAAGUGGUGGUAGCAUCCGCUCUUUUGCGAGCUCGAAGGCUUUACGAGAACCGUCGCGGAAGAGCGCGCAAAAUACAUUCUCCGCCAUGGACGCGCUGAACGCGUUAGCGACUGAACUCGCGAUGGAAGCUUCCUCGGCUCUUGUCAGUGAGAAUAAGGGUUUUGAAACGAGCGAUAAUCAAUCAAACGGGGGUGACUUUUCCAUAGACUCCAUCUUCGCGGAUUUACAAAGAGACUUGCAGAAACAAAUCGCGCAAUUCGGAUUUAAGAAUUCCUUCGCGAACGCCUCGCAACUGGACAGCGACGCAAUUUCACACGAUGCGGUCGCAUUCAGCGUCUUCAAAAAGCAUUGCUCACCACCGGACGAGACGUUUCCGUUUCCGUACUUGACAAAAGCGCAAUUUGAAGUCGCGUCUUUGGAAGUUAUAAAAAUGGCUGGAUUCCGAAACGCGAGCAAAUCAAUCACGGAAAAGAUGGAAGCUUUGGCGAACGCGGCGGAUGAAGAUAAGAAUGGCGUCAUCCAGUGGGGCGAGUGGUAUUGCGUCAGCGAUGCGAUAAUAUCGGCGGUAGAGAAAGCAAAAGUGCAGAGUAGUAGAAAAUAG
Molecule: messenger RNA, 2958 nt
Organism: Bathycoccus prasinos
Lineage: Eukaryota; Viridiplantae; Chlorophyta; Mamiellophyceae; Mamiellales; Bathycoccaceae
Exons: 1
Coding region: 1-2958 (985 amino acids)
Source: RefSeq, a predicted model, not a curated record